Messenger RNA from Salvia miltiorrhiza (redroot sage), 760 nucleotides. RefSeq names its product 30S ribosomal protein S17, chloroplastic. Lineage: Eukaryota; Viridiplantae; Streptophyta; Magnoliopsida; Lamiales; Lamiaceae. Gene Ontology annotation, molecular function: structural constituent of ribosome. Gene Ontology annotation, cellular component: ribosome. The transcript has a single exon. The record is from RefSeq and is a predicted model, not a curated record. Bases 215 to 646 code for a protein of 143 amino acids. Gene Ontology annotation, biological process: translation.
UAUACAAAUCAAAUAAAAUUAAAAAUAUAUAACAAAAAAACCCACGAAGAGUUGCUCAAAUUUUUUUUUACGCUUCCAAAAUGGAAGGAGUCGUGCUUUUUGAGCAAGUGAAAUCGCUAGAUAUGAUGCGCGACUUUAUCCAGGCGUCGUGCUACUCCCACACAAAAACCCACCUCUGUUAUCCAAUUCGAACCCAGAAAAAAAUCAAUCAACAAUGCUUCUAACAUCCCAAUUCAAAUCCCUCUCCCUCACCACCCCCUUCCUCCAUGCCCCCUUGAGGCCCGCCGCCGCCGCCGCCGCUCCACCUCCCGCGGCGGCGCGCCCCGUGAUCAAGGCAAUGAGGACGCUGCAAGGCAGAGUGGUGUGCGCCGCCAGCGACAAGACGGUGGCCGUGGAGGUGACGCGCCUGGCCCCACACCCAAAGUACAAGCGGCGCGUGAGGAAGAAGAAGAAAUACCAGGCCCACGACCCCUUGAACCAGUUCAAAGUCGGCGACGUCGUCCAGCUCGAGAAGGGCCGCCCCGUCAGCAAGAACAAGACCUUCUGGGCUGUCCCUGUCCCCCCCCGCCCCGCCCCCAAGUCCAAGGACGACGCGCCGCCGCAGGGCCUCGGGAUUCCUUUGGAAUCCGAGUUGAACCAAGUUUGAAAUUUGUUUUUUAAAUUGUAAGAAUUUUUUGUUUUUUGAGGCUGCGAGGAAUCUAAUUGCUGUAUUUGGAAAUUAUAUCUUCUGUUAAUGUAGUGUGGUUUUCAGUGUUUGUUA